Corylus avellana is the source of this 855-nucleotide messenger RNA. NCBI's taxonomy places the organism in Eukaryota, Viridiplantae, Streptophyta, Magnoliopsida, Fagales, Betulaceae. The record is from RefSeq and is a predicted model, not a curated record.
AUGCUAGAGAUUCAAAACAUUCGAGGGCAGGCAUAUGACGGUGCAAGUAACAUGCGAGGUGGGUGGAAUGGGUUGCAAGCUUUUGUUUCAAAUGAUUGUUCAUAUGCUUACUACAUUCAUUGUUUCGCACAUCGUUUGCAAUUGGCAUUAGUGGCGGCAUCAAAAGAAGUUAUUCCAGUUCAUCAAUUUGAAGAUUUACGGGUUGCCCAAGCUGCUGAAUUUGCUUACUUGAUUGAAAUUGAUGAGAUUGAGACUAGAAGAGGACUUAAUCAAAUUAGUACUUUACAACAAGCUGGAGAUACUCGUUGGAGUUCUCACUUGAGAUCAGUUUCUAGCUUGAUCAAAAUUUUUAGUCCAGCUUGUGAAGUUAUUGUUAAACUCAUUGAUAUGGGAACUACUUCUUCCCAACGAGCAGAAGCAGAUUCAGUUCAUCAGGGAAUGACUUCAUUUGAAUUUUCAUUUUGCAAGAAACGCAACACAGAUGUUCCAGAUAUGAAUGCUCGUUAUGUUGAGAGACAAGGUCGUGCUCGCCACCAACAAGCCGACUCUACAAUUGAACAACAUUAUCGAGUGGAUAUUUUUUGUGUCGCAAUAGAUUCUCAGUUGCAAGAAUUAAAUCGCCGGUUCAGUGAGCAUGCAAUAGAGUUGCUUAUUCUUGCCUCAGCUCUUGAUCCUCAAGUUGCCCGUGAAUCUUUUAGAAUUGAUGAUAUUUGUCAGUUGGUAAACAAGUUUUAUCCGCAAGACUUUACCGAUUUCGAAAAAGAACAGUUGGAAUUAGAACUUCACCAUUAUGAGCAUAAUGUAGUUCAACAUUCAAGUUUUGAAGGAUUGUCAAAUAUUUCUGAAUUGUGCUAA